This is a messenger RNA of Athalia rosae (coleseed sawfly), 889 nucleotides long. Its product is annotated as transcription factor Adf-1-like. NCBI's taxonomy places the organism in Eukaryota, Metazoa, Arthropoda, Insecta, Hymenoptera, Athaliidae. The transcript is spliced from 3 exons. Gene Ontology annotation, biological process: regulation of transcription by RNA polymerase II. Bases 123 to 872 code for a protein of 249 amino acids. Gene Ontology annotation, molecular function: DNA binding. The record is from RefSeq and is a predicted model, not a curated record. Gene Ontology annotation, cellular component: nucleus; transcription regulator complex.
CGCGUUGAUACUCGCCCCACGUAAGACGCAACUAACAUUUAUCGUAAGCCUUCUGUAGCCGCAAGCGAUAGUGAAUUACAAAUUGUGAAAAUAUUGUACCUAAUUAUCUCACGAAAUAUAGAAUGUCAUUGCUUGAUGAUAUACAGCUCAUAGAAGAAGUCAAAAAGUACCCUCUUCUCUUCGACACUAAUGUUAAAGGUUAUAAAGAUCACGAAACAAAGGACAAAACAUGGGUGAAAAUUGCUGGAAAGCUGCAGGUAAAACCAUUAGAGGCAAAGAAUAGGUGGAGGAACUUGAGAGACAGAUUUGUGCGAGAGAAAAAAUUGAUGUCCUCGGAUAAUGAAACUGACAAGGCGCAGAGAGCAACUCCUUGGCCUUUACUCGAGCACAUGUCGUUCAUAUGGAAUUUCAUCAUCCACAGACGUAGAUAUACCAUGAAUUCAAUAAAAAAUGAGCCAAAAGGCUAUCUACCAAUAGCUCCAAAAAAAGAUGCAGCAGAAUGGAUGAUAUCUGUGGACUGUGAGAAUGAGGGCGAAGAUAUACUAUGCAAUAAAAAUGAUCAGGAAGAAACAAAAUCGAAAAGACAGAAGCUGCUUCCCUACCAGGAACAAUCUAUGGACGAAUCACCUGAUUUGUACCAUGUAUCUGAAGACACAAGGAGUUACUCUCAGAGAGCUGAUCAAUGUCUAAAUUCACAAUCGUACGUUGCCGAUGAACAACAUUACUUUUGCAUGUCGGUUGCUGAAACAUUACGCAGAUUUACACAGAGGCAGAGUGCGGAGGCUAAAUUAAAAAUACAACAAAUUUUAUACGAGACUGAGUUUGGCGAGGCUAACGCCGUUUUUGAAGAUGCUUUUAUAGAUCCGCAAUGAAUAAAUCUGAAAGAGAA